ACUUUUGCCUCAACUUUCAAAAAUUAUUAUUUUGAUAAAUAGGGGUACAUAGUGCGUACAUUACAUACAUUUAAUUAAAUUUUGGCAUUAUUUGGAUUUGCAAUGGCGGCAAUCGGUACUAGACGUACAUUAAGCCAACUGAUAAAGCAAGGAUAUCAAGAAAUCCCAGAGAUCUUUGCCUCAACUGCUCUCGGCUUGGUUGGAAUUGGACUGGGUGCUUAUUCCUGUUAUCGUUACGUAAAAAAUGACGGAGACAAUCGAAGAUACAAGCAAGUUUUCAUUGUAAUGAGACCAGAUGACCCUAGAGUGCAGAAAUUACGGAAAGAUUGAAUUUGUUAAUACUAUGCAACUGUAGUUGAAAUAAUUAUGUAAUGUACAAUAAAAACAGUUAAAUUAUC
Molecule: messenger RNA, 398 nt
Organism: Leptidea sinapis
Lineage: Eukaryota; Metazoa; Arthropoda; Insecta; Lepidoptera; Pieridae
Gene: NdufA3
Exons: 1
Coding region: 103-330 (75 amino acids)
Source: RefSeq, a predicted model, not a curated record